Arvicola amphibius (Eurasian water vole) is the source of this 270-nucleotide messenger RNA. Its product is annotated as acyl-CoA-binding domain-containing protein 7. The transcript is spliced from 4 exons. Bases 1 to 270 code for a protein of 89 amino acids. Gene Ontology annotation, biological process: fatty acid metabolic process. NCBI's taxonomy places the organism in Eukaryota, Metazoa, Chordata, Mammalia, Rodentia, Cricetidae. The record is from RefSeq and is a predicted model, not a curated record. Gene Ontology annotation, molecular function: fatty-acyl-CoA binding.
AUGUCCCUGCAGGCUAAUUUUGACCAGGCCACACAAGACGUGAGGAAGCUGAAAAGCAGACCGGAGGAUGAAGAACUCAAGGAACUCUACGGGCUCUACAAACAGUCCAUCAUAGGAGACAUCAACAUUGGAGCAUGUCCAGUAAUGUUAGCUAUGAAGGGCAAGGCCAAGUGGGAAGCGUGGAGCCUCCAACAAGGGUUGUCGAAGGAAGAUGCCAUGAGUGCCUAUGUUUCUAAAGCAAGAGAGCUGAUCGAGAAAUACGGAAUUUAG